AACCUCAGGAACGAAAUCAACUUAUUGUCUUUUACAUUGUUAGUGGGGAAUUAACUACAAUGAACUGAAACUCUUUCUAAAAUCAAUCAUCAAGUAGAUCAAAGUGACGCAUAAGCCAGUAGAGUCCAGAGUCGUUUUUGCACUGAAUGUUGUACGUUAGAGGAAAUGGCUGUGGAAAGCAUGACUGUCCAUCCAAACUCCCCAACAACAGCCAACCACGAACACAACAGUCUUCUCACUGACGAAAGGCGUGAGGAUGGAGAGUUGGAGGAGGGUGAACUGGAGGACGAUGGAGGAGAGAUGGAGGUGCCCAGCGGUGACGGGGCAGAGCCUGAGGAAAAGCCGCGCCGCAGCAAAGAACGCCACAGCAGCAGCUCAGACGAGGAGAAAGCCCACCGACGGAAACGCAAGAGGAGGAAGGAGAGGGAGCGGGAGAAGGAGAAGAGGAGGUCCAAGAAAAGACGCAAAUCGAAACACAAACGGCACGCCUCCUCUAGUGACGACCACUCAGACUUCAGCGAUGAGUCAGAUUACAGCCCCAGUGAGAAGAGGAAAUAUCGGGAAUACAGCCCACAGUAUCCUCCUUCGUCCCAUGGAGGGUACCCUCCCCCACCCUCUGGCCAUGGUGGGCCUAUGCCCAAAAAAGGCAAUUACAUGAAGAUGGACAAGCAGGGCUAUGGUGGCUAUGACGACUAUGAUGAGGAGAACUAUGAGGGUGAGGAGGAUGAGGAAAUGGGUGAAGAUGACUAUGACGACUUCACCAAGGAGCUGAAUCAGUACCGCAAAGCCAAAGAGGGUGGAGGAGGAGCAGGGCCAAACAGCCGUGGCAGAGGUGGCAAAGGUCGAAUGAAGAACCAGAGGGGUCGUGGCAGAGGAGGGAUGAGAGGCCGCGGUGGGAGAGGAGGCAGCAGGGGCCGAGGACGGGGAAAGAUGGGCGGGGAAACGGAUGAUGGAGACGGCAUGUAUGGAGAUGAAAUGGAGUAUGGUGAUGAUGACUAUGAAAACAUGGGUGACGAUGACUAUGAUGAUUAUUCAAAAGAACUCAAUCAGUACAGGAAGUCAAAAGAUCGGGGACGUGGUGGUAAAGGCGGGCGUGGCCGUGGCAGGGGUAAAGGCGGCCGGGGAAUGAACCGCGGUCGUGGGAGGAACAGAGGGAGGGGCAGGGGAGGAGACCAGGGUCACGACGAAGACAACAACGGAGAUAUGGACAUGGGGGAUGGAAGUGGUGGUCCACGGCGGAAUGAUCAGGAAAAACAUGGACAAGAUAAGAAGGGCAAGGCCAUUUGCAAGUAUUACAUCGAAGGCCGAUGCACAUGGGGAGACCACUGUAACUUCAGUCACGACAUUGAGCUGCCUAAGAAGAAAGAGCUUUGCAAGUUCUACAUCACCGGUUUCUGUGCCCGAGCUGACAACUGCCCCUACAUGCAUGAGGACUUCCCGUGCAAGCUGUUUCACACUACGGGGAACUGUGUGAAUGGAGAAGAAUGCAUGUUCUCCCACAAGCCUCUGACAGAGGACACUAAGGACCUGCUAGACAAGAUGCUGGCAGAGGAUGCAGAAGCUGGAGCUGAGGAUGAGAAGGAAGUUGAAGAGUUGAAAAAACAAGGCAUCAAUCCGUUGCCUAAGCCCCCGCCAGGAGUGGGUCUCCUCCCAACACCUCCAAGGCCGGUCCCAUCGGACUCCUCCGCCCCUAUGGACUUUGGAAUGUCUGGGCCUCCCCAAGGGAACAUACCUCCCACUGGCCCCCCGGGCCCUGGCCCUGGUCCUGGCCCUGGUCCCGGUCCCGGUCCAGGUCCUGGUCCUGUAGCUGGACCUUGCCCUGGACCGCCGAUCCCCGGGCCGGACAAUGUCCCCUUCCAGGGACCGCCAAACCCCAACGGUCCCCCUCCGCCACCUGUGGGCCCACCACCGCCUUGUGCUGGAAAUGCAGGGAAGAAGAUCCCUUCCCUGUUUGAGAUUGUGGUUCAGCCCACUGGGCAGCUAGCUCAGAAACUGGGAGUCAGAGGUCAAGGACCUGGUACUGCUGCUGGUCCUGCCGGGCCCCAGGGCCCUGCUGGAGGCCCUCCGGCUGGACCCCCACCACGUUUCCCGGGGCCACCUCCACCUGGACACAUGGGUCCUAAUGCUACAGGUAUGAUGCCUUCUGGGCCCCAUGACAUGCCUCCAAUGGGCCCGCCGAACAUGGCCCAGGGUCCCCCACCCAUGGGCCCGGGGCCUCCCAUGAUGCCCAACUUCGGCUCUGGAGACGGGCAACACCCGGGCAUGAUGCCCCCAGGGGGUGCACCCUCAGGAAACUUCUUCAACAACUUCUACAACCAGCAGCAAGGAAUGACGAUGGAAGGCGGCGGAGAAAAGGGUGAUGGUUUCCAGGAUUACGGUAACCGGGGUGACGGAACAGGAGGAAACUUUGGUGAGCAGACUCCAGGGAACCAGAACACGGAGGGUCCAGGUGCCCAGGCCAGUCAGCAGGCUGGGAUGGCAGUGCCAGACUUCCUGCCCCCUGCCCAGCGGGUUCUGUUCAUGAGGAUCCAGCAGAAGCAGCAGGAGGAGGAGGAGAGAGCCAAGAGGCUGGCCGAGGGAGGAGCAGAGAGAGACAAUGAAGGAGAUUCAGCAAAUUGGUAUUCCAGCGAAGACGAGGACGGUGGAGGAAGCGUAACGUCCAUCCUCAAAACACUCCGGCAGCAAUCCCAGGGUGCCACUAAAGCAGAAGGGCCUCCUAGCGAUCCCCGUCUGCAAAAGGCAUCGCCCUCUCAGGGCCCCAGCCGGCCCAUGGACCCUAGACUUGCCCGUGACCCGCGCCUCUCCAGGACCACAGACUCAGCCCAGCCCUCCGAGGCCAGCCCUAGCUCCCACUCCGCUCCGGCAUCCACCUCUUCUGCCCCCGUCGACCCCCGCCUAGCCCGACACGGCACCACCUUCACCCCCAAACCGGAGACCCCGCCCGUGUACAAACCACCACCCCUCGCCCCAGCCCCCGCCACAGAGGAGGAGGAAGGAGAGAGGGUGCUGCGUGACAAACCGGUGCCCAUCCCUCUGGACCCCCUCAUGGGCAUGGCCUUGAGAGACCCCCGCUCCCAGCUACAGCAGUUCAGCCACAUUAAGAAGGACAUUGUGCUCAGCAUGCCUCACUUCGCCAAGGCUGUUCUCUGGAGCCCCGAGGACCUCAUCCCUGUGCCCAUCCCAAAACAGGACUUCCUUCCGCUGCCCCCUGGAAUCCCUCCCGUAACCUCCAUAAGCCCAAGGUUAUCUCGAGCCCAGCAACAAAUGCACACUGCCCUUCCCGCUCCUCUCGCUGCCCCCGCCCCUUCCUCCGAACCACCCAAUCAGCCUUCGUCAUCUCUCCCAGACUUUGAGCUGCUCUCCCGCAUCCUCAAGACUGUUAACGCCUCUGGCCCGACUCCCGGAGCCCAGCAGGCAGCUCCUCCAGUGGCCCUGUCGGGGGUAUCUCCGCCCUCCUCCGUCCCCUCCGACAAGCCUGUGGACCCUCGCAUGGCCCGCAAAGCCCCAGCAGACCCCCGGCUGCAGCCCCAGAAAUCUGCACUCAAACCUCCAUCCGAACCCUCCGCCCUUUCGGCUUCGACGUCGGCCGUUACCUCAACGCCUCCCACCACCACACCCACCAUCGCGCCUUACGACCCUCGGCUGUUGUCGUCGGGAGGGGCAGGGCGAGGAGUGGGGGGCGUUGGCACGGGUGGCGACACCAGUAGUGUGCUGAGUGGAAUCAGUCUCUAUGACCCUCGGACUCAAAGCACAGAAAAGACGGAAGGUUCGGGGGCGGCCGCUAACACUAGCCUCGCCCCAGAACCUAAGCCCAGCGAGGGGACGUCGACCAAGCCCAAAUCGAAAGAGCCCCUCUUUGUUCGCAAGUCUGCCCUGGACCAGCCGGAGAUGGAGAAGAGCAGCGGGGAGCAGACGACAGAUCGCUACAACAGCUACAACCGACCUCGACCCAAACCUGCGCCGUCACCCUCCGCUGGGGUCACCGGGGGACCGGCUGCUCCCGGGGGACCCUCGGCCGGUCAGGGCCCCUCUGCCGCGGCGGAGCAGCCUCCGGCGGCCGUGCACAACCUGCCCGUGUCCACGCUCUUUAGCAUGGUCAAGCAGAGCAGCAAACCCAGCGGGACCGGCAGCCCGUUUGGCGGUAACAGCCCCGCCCAGCCGGAGAACUCUGAGCAGGACAAUGCCUCUCUCAAAGAUGUUUUCAAAGGCUUUGACCCCACGGCAUCGCCCUUUUGCCAGUGAACUCUCACCCUGGCCUCCUGCGUGGCGCGUGCGUGUUGAGAUUGGGACAGGUGUGCGGUCCAGAAGAGGACUGGUGUUUGGAGGAGAGGGACUAUGCCUCUCCAGACUGUACCACAGACAGUGUUGGCUGAUCAGAUUAUUUUGUAUGGACUGGCACGGCACUGAGAGGGAUUAUGUUCGUAUUUGAUGGCAAGUGUAGAAUCAAAAAAAGUCUAUUUUAAACCAAAUGACAUAACAUUUAAAUAAAUAAAUGUAUCCAUUUUAAGAGCGUCUUUUUCGGACUGUACACAUUCAGAGGUAAUCUUGAAAAACCCUUGGCCUGUGGGCUUUAUUUUAUUUCGUUGUCAUCCACUCUCUGGUUCUGUUGAAGGAUAACCCAUACCCACUCCCUCUGCUCAGUGUCUGUUCUCUGAGCUUUUCCCCUGUCCAGUCCGGUGACCUGGAAUUCCUGGAGUCUUCCUCCCCAGUCUAAGCACUGAAAGCGCACUGGGUUAGGUCACCGCCAGUCACUUUGUCCAGUCAGUUCUGCAAGCGGGAGAAAAACCAUUGACAAACUGCACUGCCACUUCCCGUGCUUCUGGAAGAUUUACAACAAAAAUGACCCUUCCCCCUUUUGAAUUUCCCCGUUGUCUCAAACCCCACUGUUAGCUCAGGCACCCCAGUCUUCUGUGUGAGGUUGAGAUUUUAUUUGAAAUAUUUUAGCUCUAACUUUGUCUGAGCUCUGAUGGUUAGCCCCUGUCUCUCUCUCUCUCUUUUUUUUUUUUUCCUCCUUCUAUGGGGGGCAGACAGACAUCCUUCUCCUCACUAUGGGUUUGGAGCUCCUGAAACUCCUUAAUGCCAGUCUGAGUAACAAAACUGUACAGAUAAAACUCACCGCUGUUAUUGGUGUCUUUCUGUCAUGUGAAAU
Chanos chanos (milkfish) is the source of this 5149-nucleotide messenger RNA. RefSeq names its product zinc finger CCCH-type containing 4 (gene zc3h4). The transcript is spliced from 14 exons. Gene Ontology annotation, biological process: negative regulation of DNA-templated transcription. NCBI's taxonomy places the organism in Eukaryota, Metazoa, Chordata, Actinopteri, Gonorynchiformes, Chanidae. Gene Ontology annotation, molecular function: RNA binding; metal ion binding. The record is from RefSeq and is a predicted model, not a curated record. The coding region runs from base 166 to 4242 and encodes 1358 amino acids. Gene Ontology annotation, cellular component: nucleus.